AUGGCUAAUGAGAAUAAAGAGAUAGGUGACAUCGUGAAGAAAUGCAAAAUUUUACUCCUGGACAUCGAGGGGACAACAACAUCUUUGAGCUUUGUUAAGGAUAAGUUGUUUCCGUAUGCUGAGGAAAAUGUGAAGCAGUUUCUGGAGAAUCACUGGGAAACCACCGACGUGAAAGAAGCAGUAACUGCGUUGCGGAAGUUGGCUCUUGAAGAUGAGAAAAAGAGUCUUGAAGGGCUAGUUGCAAUUCCUGGAGAGGAUGCAUCAAAGGAAGACCAAAUAGAGGGUCUAGUGAGCAACGUUAAGUGGCAGAUGUCGUCUGAUCGUAAAGCGGGCCCCCUCAAACAUUUACAGGGACUGAUUUGGAAACAAGGUUUUGAUAAAGGGGAUAUAAAGGGACAUGUAUACGAUGACGUGUCCGCAGCUCUUGAACUAUGGCAUGGUGUUGAGGGCCAGAAAGUUUAUAUUUACUCAUCUGGCUCAGUUCAAGCACAGAAGCUACUCUUUGAGAAAUCUCUUGCUGGAGAUCUCCUUCCAUAUAUAGAUGGGCAUUUUGAUACAUCAGUUGGAGCUAAGCAAGAGGCCAAAAGUUAUACAUCAAUUAUUGAAAAGAUUGGUUGCAAAGCCGAGGAGAUUUUAUUUCUCACUGAUAUUCCCAAAGAGGCGGAGGCAGCUCGCAGCGCGGGCUUGCACGCGGCCCUAGUCAGCCGUGAGGGCAACGCCCCGCUCGCCGCCGCCGCGACCGACGCCUUCGCUGUCAUACACUCGUUCGCCCAGCUCGCAGUCUCCUACAAACGCAAAACUGAACCCCAGGAUGAGCAGCCUGCUAAAGUUCCUAAGACUGAUGCGAGUAACAACAGUAAGGAUGCAGUAGAAGCAGAAACGACGAAACAAAAAUCUUCCGAAGCUCCGGCGGUAGAAAACAAAAAAGAAGAACUUCAAAAAAUGGAAGUUGAUGAAGAUAGUGCACCAGUUAAAAAAGAUAGUAUAGACGUAAAAUCAAUGGAUGACGAACCUGCGGUUGUUGUUGAAGAAGUAACAGACUCUAUCGAAAUAGAUGCACCAAUCUCUGAUGCAAAACCCAUUGUAACUGAAGUUAGUGAUAAACCAGAAGAGACGGAAAAAAUGGAAACAGAUGUCACUGAGACAUCUCAACCCGCUAAAGAAGAAUCGUCCAAAGAUAAGACGCCAGAACCUGCAAAAUCAACAGAAAAAGAAACGACUGAAAAAGGAGAAACCGAUAAAAAGACUGAAACAGAAAAAGUAGAUGUGCCAAAAGAGUCUUCUGUAUUAGAAGAGAAACCGAUAGAAGAGAAGGCACAAAUUGCUGAAAAAACUCCGCCUGCUGUUAUUACUGAAAUUGAAGAAAUAACUGGAGACAAAGAAAAUUUGGCAGAGAUGGCAGAAAUUGCUGAUAUAGAACCAGUUGUUGAAGAGCCAACUUCAGGUGAAGUCAUGGAAGACUUACAAAACGUAGGCCAGGAAUUAGAAAAGGAAUGUGCCGAUAUUUUAACAAAAGUACAAAAUGUAACGAAUCUAGACGGUAUUCCGGUAAAACAAUCUUUGAAACCUAUUGUAGAGGAGUCGGCAGAUUCGGACAACGAACCUUUACUGUCAGAAAAUAUAUUAGAAAAAGAAUUAGAAAUCGAAAUGAAACGAUGUGAAGAAAUUGCCCAUAUCAUGUCAGUAAGCUUAAACAACCCAACAAGACGAUUGAAAAGGAAAGCUAAAGGAGACAAAAGGGAGCAUGCGAAAGAUAAAGUUGAAGCUACUAAAGAGAAGUCAGAUUCCACUAAAGAGAUGUCGGAUUCCACUAAAGAGAUGUCGGAUUCCACAAAAGAGAUGUCGGAUUCCACAAAAGAAAAAGCGGAACCUGCUGUCGAAAAAGCGGAAUCAUAUGACCAGCUGCCGUCAGAUGAUACGAAACCCGAUAAGGAUAAAAUAGAAGCUGAUAAGGAAAAGCCAGCACCCGUUAAAGAGACCGUCAAAACAUCUGAAGAAAAACCAGAGGAGACUAGGACUACUGAAACAAAGACUGCGGAGGAGAAAGUAGAAGAGAGUAACGUAAAAAUAGAAAUAACACCAGAAGAAACGGCAGCAGAAAGUAGUUCAAAAGAUACUGAAACAGCAAUGGAAAAAGAUGAGCAAAUACAAACAUCCACUGCCGAAGAAAGUAAGGACUCUCCGAAAGAAGAUAAACCUACUAGCGCUACAGAAACAAAAGAAGAGACGAACACGGAAGAAAAACCUAAGGAGAAUAGCGAACAAGUGAAUGGUAAAACGAAUGGUGAUACAGAAGUGGUUCAAAAUGGCGACGCUAGCAACGAUGACUUAAGUACACGGCUUUCUGUUGAGAACGGGAAAGAGUGUCAACGGAUGAGCCGCGUACUGAACCCGUGGAGCAGCCUACUGAAGCAUAAGACUUGUGUGUACGGCAAAAUAUAUGUUGGAGUC
This is a messenger RNA of Brenthis ino (lesser marbled fritillary), 2451 nucleotides long. NCBI's taxonomy places the organism in Eukaryota, Metazoa, Arthropoda, Insecta, Lepidoptera, Nymphalidae. The record is from the annotation of a GenBank genome assembly.